UUGACCACAAACUCAAAACUUGCUCCAACCAAUAUAUCAAACCCCCUAUAAAUUCAACCAUCCAGAUUCGAGACUGACAGUUAGCCAGCUCCUAUUCAUUCACCUACUGAUCUCGCUCCCAAAUCCCAAAUUCCAAUCCCUUCAAUUAUCAUCAUCAUCAUCAACCUCUCUUCUUCAACCUAAAAAAUGAGCUGGUGGUGGGCUGGAGCUAUUGGCGCUGCCAGGAAGAAAUUUGAUGAAGAUGAAGGACCAAAAGGGUUUCAGAGCGUGGGAUUAGUGAUCGGUGUGACAGGCAUAGUUGGCAACAGCUUAGCUGAAAUAUUACCACUUUCAGAUACCCCAGGUGGGCCAUGGAAAGUCUAUGGUGUGGCGCGUCGUCCACGACCAAACUGGAAUUCAGACCACCCCAUCGAGUAUAUCCAGUGCGAUGUCUCAGAUCCUCAAGAAACCGAGUCCAAGCUUUCUCAACUCACCGAUGUCACCCACAUCUUCUACGCCACUUGGGUCAACAAAUCCAUCGAGUCUGAGAACUGUGAAAUCAACGGUGCCAUGUUCAGGAAUGUCCUACGCGCGGUGAUCCCUAACGCGCCGAACCUCAAACACAUCUGCCUCCAGACAGGUACUAAACACUACAUCGGAAACUUCGAGGUUUUCGGAAAACCUGGGUUCCCACGGCACGAUCCGCCUUUCUCGGAAGAUUUGCCGAGGUUAGAGGUGCCCAACUUUUACUACACGCUCGAGGAUGUUCUGUUCGAGGAGUCCGAGAAAAAAGAGGGAUUGACUUGGUCGGUUCAUAGACCUGACACGAUUUUUGGGUUUUCGCCUUAUAGCUUGAUGAAUAUAAUUGGGACACUUUGUGUUUACGCUGCUAUAUGUAAACAUGAAGGGGUUGCUUUGAAAUUCCCUGGUGCUAAAGCUGCGUGGGAGUGUUAUUCUGUGGCUUCUGAUGCUGAUCUUAUUGCCGAGCAGCAAAUUUGGGCUGCGGUGGAUCCUUAUGCGAGGAAUGAAGCUUUUAAUUGCAACAAUGGGGAUGUGUUUAAGUGGAAGCAUUUUUGGAAGGUUUUGGCUGAGCAGUUUGGGAUUGAGGAGUAUGGGUUUGAGGAGGGUGAGAGAGUGAGCUUGGUGGAAUUGAUGAAAGAUAAGGGUCCUGUGUGGGAUGAGAUUGUGAAGGAGAAUCAGUUGCAGCCUACAAAGUUGGAUGAAGUUGGGGUUUGGUGGUUUGUGGAUUUGAUUUUAGGUGGGGAGGCUUUGUUGGAUAGCAUGAAUAAGAGUAAGGAGCAUGGGUUUUUGGGGUUCAGGAACUCCAAGAACUCCUUCAUUUCUUGGAUUGAUAAGGUGAAAGGGUACAAGAUUGUGCCUUAGUAAAAUGCUGCUAUUAAGUGAUUCAAUGUCUCUUUGGGUUCUUUGAAUGCUGUUGUUUGUAAUGGAUGUUGUCGUUAAAUAAAGCUUGGAUUGGAUGGAAAUUUAGAGGUAUGGUUCAUUGGUUUCAUUUAGAACAAAAUUAAUGAAGUGUCUUUAUGUUGUUGUGAAUUUUCCUGUAAUGGCAUGGAAAACAUGAAACAAUGAUGCGAUUGUACUUUAUGGUCAAAUUUUAAACAUAAAAAGCCUUAUUUGGCAUUUGGGAUUA
Quercus robur (English oak) is the source of this 1627-nucleotide messenger RNA. Its product is annotated as 3-oxo-Delta(4,5)-steroid 5-beta-reductase-like. Bases 187 to 1362 code for a protein of 391 amino acids. NCBI's taxonomy places the organism in Eukaryota, Viridiplantae, Streptophyta, Magnoliopsida, Fagales, Fagaceae. The record is from RefSeq and is a predicted model, not a curated record. The transcript has 2 exons.